Lottia gigantea (owl limpet) is the source of this 1047-nucleotide messenger RNA. RefSeq lists its product as hypothetical. Gene Ontology annotation, biological process: G protein-coupled receptor signaling pathway; response to pheromone. The annotation marks the transcript as partial. The record is from RefSeq and is a predicted model, not a curated record. The transcript has 7 exons. NCBI's taxonomy places the organism in Eukaryota, Metazoa, Mollusca, Gastropoda, Lottiidae.
GAAUUGUCUGACCCUUUUCUUUCAGAUCACUUGAAUGCCACUAAAGGAAACUUGAGUGUGUCCCAUUUUGUGAGGCCCCGGAUCUGGCAUGUAGUAUAUAGCGAUGUAUUUACUUGUGAUGACAGUAAACUGAAACUACCAGGGGAAAUACCUAACUAUGUAGAAUAUAAUAUCAGCUUUUAUAACCCUGAUUCUUUGGGGAAUCCCACUGAACAUUUUGGUGAUGAUGUCACAGGUCUCUACAGGUUCUAUCAACUAUUAACUCUGGGUUAUUUUGUAUUAGCCUGUAUAUUUGCUCCUAGGUUAUAUCAAACAUUGAGUAAAGGUGGACCAAUGCAGUUAGUUAUACAGCUACUUACAGCGUCUGUUUGUCUACAAGCUGUUGGUGGAUUCUUAAUGAUGCUUCAUUUACGCAGUUAUUCUAAAGAUGGAAUGGGUUCACCUUUUAAGGAAUUACUUUCUGAACUCUUUGAUGUGUUGUCUCAGUUUGCUAUGUUAUAUAUGUUAUUAAGUUUAUCAUUGGGUUGGACUCUAGCUAGUGCUCACUGUAGAUAUUCUCACCUAUCAUCUAUCAGUAAAAAACCAGCAGCUAAAGUUGUUGGCGUGCUAGGUAUUCUUCAGGGUAUAUUAUUUCUUUCUGAACAAUAUCAAGACAGGGGACAUAGAAUGUUCCAUGCACAUAGAAGCUAUGCUGGCAUAGCUCUAGUCGUGCUGAGAAUUCUAUUGGCAGCUUUAUUUGCCUGGAAUCUUCAUACUACUAUAUCAGCUGAAAGAAGUUCUUUAAAAAGAGGUUUUUAUGGCACUUUUACUAAGUUAUGUAUGUUAUGGUUUCUAUGUUUUCCUGCUGCAGUAGCAGUUUCAUGGCUUCUUCCAGAAUAUCUAAGAUUUAAGUUAAUCACUAUGAGUGUAGUCCUAGUGCAGUCUCUAGCAGGUGCUCUAUUAUAUAAACUAUUCCUGUCUCGUUCUUUAUACUGGGAGGUGUCAGCUCUCUCUAAUACUCUACCAUUACGUAUGGACAGAAACUUCGGCAUUAAACUCUACUCCUGA